This is a messenger RNA of Theileria equi strain WA, 916 nucleotides long. RefSeq names its product signal peptide containing protein. The transcript has a single exon. Bases 1 to 789 code for a protein of 262 amino acids. The record is from RefSeq and is a predicted model, not a curated record. NCBI's taxonomy places the organism in Eukaryota, Apicomplexa, Aconoidasida, Piroplasmida, Theileriidae.
AUGAUUUUGCGCAAACUGGACAGGUCAAACUCUCAUGAAACUGCUCUGAGUGAAAUUAUGUUUUUACUGCUACUCUUUGCAACUGCCCUGGCCUACCCUAUGGUCCUUGAUAUUGGUGAUGAGGUAGAUCCUAGGGAAGUCGCAAUAGCGGGACGAGGUACUCCAGAAUUGCAGUAUCUUAUUUUCACUCCAAAGAGUCAUGUGGAUGUGAUAAAGGUAAUACGUGGCUCUGAGUUCAUUUGGGAGGGACAGAAGGGAGAACGAUGUCUAUCCAUUUCUAUCAGUAAAGUUCCUAGGGAUCGUCUUAUUGCAUCCGCUAGGAUUGCUAAUGAAAGUACUUGCGUUUCUCAUGUUUAUUUCUACUUUAAUGAAGACAAAUGGGAAAACGUUGAUUGCGGGAGAUAUCAUGAUAUACUCUUUGGUCUUACGGCAGAUGCAAUUUUCGAUUUAGGCACUCCCGUUAAUGAAAGAAAGUUUUUGGUAAGGGAAUACAACCCUUUUUACCAUCCCUCCUAUAUUUACACUCCAAGAUUCAACUAUUAUAUCACCAGCGUUGUUUAUAAUGAUCAAGUCUUGUGGAAGAGUCCAUCUGAGAAUGACCGAUGUGAAAAGAUUGUAUUUCAUGGUAUACGAGGUUAUCUUGAGUAUGUUCAUUUGCUUACCCAGGAGGGUCCAAUUUAUGUUAAUUAUUACUUUGAAAAGGUUGCUGAUACUUGGGCUCCACUAUCGAAAACGUCAUUUUUUAAAAAUAUAGAGCGUUUAUCUAUUACUGAAGACACAAAGCUUUAAGUUUAUCAAGUGAUUUAAAAUGCAGUUGUUGCAAAGAGGCGAUGGAAUUAAGACUUAUUCGAGUAUGUCCCCUAAAAGUCUGUGGGUACUGUUAUAGAAGGAGACACUACACUCAUUUGUAUUAUUA